AUGAUUGAAGAGCACAGGGUUGAGACGGGUUUAUUAGACGAUACGAUGGACAUGAUGAUUGUAGCAGGAACAGACAAAGAGGGAUCAGCUUCUGAUCAACUGAACGGACCGGCAGGGAUCUUUGUCGACACGAACUUGGACUUGUAUGUAGCAGAUUCUGGAAAUCAUCGAAUUCAACUUUUUUCAUUUGGUAAAAAAAUUGGAAAAACAGUAGUAGGACUCGAUUCACCAGAUAUUACAAUUAUGCUCGCAUGUCCGUAUUCGGUUAUAUUAGAUGCGAAUAAGUAUCUUUUUAUUUCGGACCAUUGUGACGGUCGUAUUGUUGCGUCCGGACCAAAUGGUUUUCGAUGUUUAGUUGGAUGUGAUAAAGAAGGUUCUCAAUCUCAUCAGUUAAAAGGACCAAGGACAUUUAGUUUUGAUGUUGAUGGAAAUUUGUACGUUGCUGAUGGCCAUAAUGGUCGAGUUCAAAAAUUUGAUUUACAAAAAGAUUCUUGCAAGACUGUUGUUGCCUCAAACAUUCAAACAAUAUAUUCGUCUACGCUCACAAAAAACCAUACAAUGUUUUCGCGCACAAGAUUCAGUGAAUUCAAAUACCAUUAUGAAGCCAUCAAAGUGGUUGUGAGUAAAGAUGACUUUUACACUCUCACUGCUAAUAGUAAUAUCGAUCUCUAUGGCCAUGUAUAUAAAGAUCAAUUUGAUCCACACAAUCCUACGUUCAAUAUAAUUGCAUGGAAUGGCAAGCACCAUAAUCAAAGUCAGUAUCAAUUCACACUUGAGCUUUUAGUCAAUAUAACAUAUAUCUGGGUUGUAACAACAUACGAGCCGAAUGUGAUAGGUUCAUUCUCAAUCACCGCACUUGGUUCAAAGACGGUUCGUCUUGUACUCAUGGAUAUACAACCGUCGAUUGAAUCAAUAUACACGUCAAUGUUAACAGCACAUUAUGAAAGAUAUUCUCCUCAUCCUUGUGAUAACCACAGUCCAGGUCCUGCACGUUUUUAUGAAGCAAUAGAAAUAACCGUGAAUGAAAAUGGUACUUAUACUGUUCUGGGCAGCAUCAAUAUGAAUAUAUCUAUGCCGAUUUAUAUCUAUAAACGUGAUUUUCAUCCACAUGUUCCCUUCAGCAAUCUGCUAAGGGAAAAUGAGAAUUGCUAUGUUUAUAACGCACCUCAAAUUACCGUUGAGCUUCUAACCUCUAUUCGAUACAUAUUGGUCGCGUCACCAUGCCUAAAAUCUAUGCUAGGAGCCUUCGUAAUCAAACUAUUUGAUAGAAGUAGUAUCAGCUUUCAACGUAUAAAUACUUCGUCAUAUAUACUCUCAAACUAUUCAUCGCACCUAUCAGCAGCUAAUCAACUAUAUCAUAAAGCUUGUGAUCGCUCAUACUUUUACUAUGAGACGGUACGAUUAACUGCACUCAUUGAUGGAUACUAUGGUUUUUGGUCGGUUUCUCCUGCAUCUCCAAUAGAAAUAUAUAUCUACAAAAAUCAUUUCGAUCCAUUAAGUCCACAUGAAAAUUCAGUUAAAGUCGAUGCCCAGGACUGCUUUGCAAAUCAUCGAUCGAAAUAUGCAGUGUACCUUUGGUCUGAUGUUACAUACAUAUUGCUUAUAACAACAUUAAGUCCAUCGAUGACGACACAGUUCAUAAUCGAUGUUUAUGGUCCAGCAAGUGUUUCUCUUCAACGCAUUGUGGACAAUUCCACGUAUUGUCGUGUGGGCGGCCCGUGCAAUGUUCGAGUGAAAAGUAUUGGUUUAACUCUCGAUGAUAUUUUACGGUUGGAAGUCAAUCGAAAUAUGGCGAUGCAUGAUCAAUCAUUUCUGAUCAAAAUCAGCGGCGCUUUGACAGUGCUUGUGUUUAUUGCUGGUUUUCUCAAUAGCGCUUGUUCAGUUUUAACAUUUCAAAAUCCAAAGUCACGAACAGUUGGAUGUGGAUUGUAUCUUCUUGCAUCAUCACUUACCUCCAUUUUUACAAUUAUAAUGUUUACAAUAAAAUUCUGGUUUGUUGUUGUCACACAAAUGAACACGUCCGUUCCUCAGUCUGCUCUUCGCGGUGGUUGUAAGUCGAUUAAGACUCUGCUCAAACUCUUCUUCUAUUCGGAUGCUUGGCUCAAUGCGUGUGUAGCGGCCGAACGUGCGGUGAGUGUUUACCAAGGAGUAGGUUUUGAUAAAGAGAAGAGUAAACGCUGGACUCGACGGAUCAUAUUUAUCUUGCCGAUUGUGAUCAUGAGCUCAAUUAUUCAUGAACUACUACACCGUCAAGUGUUCACGCAUGAAAUAAAAGGUGAACAAUCCGUCGGUAAAAAUGCAAGCAUUUCAGGAAAAAUUGUAACCAAACAGUACUUCUUGUGUAUAACUUCCUAUUCUCAAUCCCUUCAAGAUUAUAAUACAGCUAUUCUAUUUAUUCAUCUUCUUGGACCAUUUAUCGUAAAUCUGCUGUCCGCUUUAUUCAUCAUUAUUGGAGGUGCUCGACGAAGAGCGGAAGCCCAAAAGAAACAUACAUUAUCGCAACAUAUUCGAGAACAAUGGAAUGAACAUAAACAACUUGUCAUCAGCCCGAUAAUUUUAGUUCUUCUGUCAACACCACGCCUGGUUAUUUCGUUAUUAUCGGAAUGUACAGACGUCUCUCGUCAUACCUGGCUGUACCUCUCUGGAUAUUUCAUUUCAUUUAUACCAUCGAUACUUGUCUUUGCUGUGUUUGUUCUCCCUUCGAAUUCCUAUUGGAAAACUUUCAAAGAAUCGUUGUUUAGGAUUUGUAAGAGACAGCGAUCAUAG
This is a messenger RNA of Adineta ricciae, 2766 nucleotides long. The record is from the annotation of a GenBank genome assembly. Lineage: Eukaryota; Metazoa; Rotifera; Eurotatoria; Adinetida; Adinetidae.